Messenger RNA from Wyeomyia smithii (pitcher-plant mosquito), 1761 nucleotides. RefSeq names its product arginyl-tRNA--protein transferase 1 (gene Ate1). The transcript has 6 exons. Bases 121 to 1599 code for a protein of 492 amino acids. The record is from RefSeq and is a predicted model, not a curated record. Gene Ontology annotation, biological process: protein arginylation. Gene Ontology annotation, molecular function: arginyl-tRNA--protein transferase activity. Gene Ontology annotation, cellular component: cytoplasm. Lineage: Eukaryota; Metazoa; Arthropoda; Insecta; Diptera; Culicidae.
UUUGCUUUUGCUGUAUUUACUUCACUUCAUUGGUAGACAUCUGUUUCUUUCGAUGGAUUAUAGUUUUGCUUGGCCUUAACAUUUGAAAUUGCAGCAUAAUCAAGCAUAUACGGUACAAAAAUGUUUUCAAUUGUAGAUUUUUACGGCAAGCAGUCUAAUUAUAGCUGUGGUUAUUGUAAGCAUUCAUCAUCUUGCCAGUCGCACGGAAUGUGGGCUCAUACAAUGACGGCUGACGAUUACCAAAAUCUAAUCGAUCGUGGCUGGAGACGUUCUGGUUGCUACUGUUACAAGCCCGAGAUGAGCACCACUUGCUGUCCGUCUUACACAAUCAAGUGCGAUGCUAUGAACUUCAAGCUGAAUAAAUCACACAAAAAGAUCAUAAAGAGAAUGAACAAAUUUCUAAAAGACGGUAUCAAGAGUAAAGACCAUUGUGAAGACAGUGAGCAAGAUGGUCACGGCUGUGAAAUAAGCGGUGAUAUGGAAAUGGGUGAUGUGUCGAGAAAUCCACGCAAUAGUUUGAACAUAAGCGACAUAGACCUAGUGCCCAGUGAGAAGGUAGACCUCGAAGCGCCGCAGGUUGCUAGAGCAGAGCAAUUGCGGGUAUCAAAAAAUUCUCAACAAAGUGGCGCUUCGAACUUGCCUAGCAAUUCACCAACCGACGGAACUAAUCUACAACCGAAGAAAGCAAAACUUCUAAGAGUUGAAAGAAAGCGGGAAAAACUCAUGCGAAAAGGGCUUAAUGUAGAAGAAAUUGAACAAAAAAUGCAAGGAGCAAAAGGAAAAAAUGUAGAGAAGAGCUUGGAAGUUUUUCUGGACGAAGCGCCGAAGGAAGAUGAGGAUGCUGCCCAUAGGCUAAAGCUUGUAACUGUCAGCACCGCUAGUGAUGAGUUCAAGCAAAGUCUUCAGGUUUCGUUUGUUCUAUACAAGAAGUACCAAACCGAGGUGCACAACGAUCCGCCCCUUACGAUCGAAGAUUAUACUGACUUCCUGGUUAAGUCACCGCUCAAGUUCACGACUGGGCAAAAUACACCCAGCUGCGGACUAGGCUCCUUUCAUCAACAGUACUGGUUAGAUAAUCGUUUAAUUGCGGUUGGAGUUAUUGACAUAUUAUCCCAUUGCGUCAGCUCGGUUUACUUUUUCUACGAUCCGGCAUACCGCUUCUUAUCCCUUGGAACUUAUGGAUCACUUAGGGAAAUUGCAUUUACUCGCAAAUUACAGCAGCAGCUAGCUGGCAUCUCCAACUACUAUAUGGGAUUUUAUAUCCAUUCUUGUCCAAAGAUGCGCUACAAAAGCAAUCUAAGUCCCUCCUAUCUCCUAUGUCCGGAGGUUUACACCUGGCAUCCUCUGAAUGAAUCGAUUAUCAAAAAGCUAAAUCAGAACAAGUAUGCGCGAUUGAAUGGAGAUUCUAAAGCAACUGAUCAGAGUGCUGUAAAAACGAGUGAUCUCCUGCAUCUGUUGGUUUUGUACGGCAAUACUUACAUGCGAUACUCCUCUUAUAUGGAAAUGAAGGAUUUCACGGAUCCGGAAGAAAUCGUUGUUAUUUACUCGAAGCUGGUUGGAAAGGCCUGUAUUUCACGGAUGCUAUUGUACCGAGGAUAAAUGGAAAACUGCUGUGUAAAUUGAUUCUAUUCUAGUGCUUUCCUCUAUCCAAUGUUCGAACGUGUAUCAAUAAUUACUUUAUCAGCUAGUAGUUAGUAGUUACACAAGUUCCUUGCAUUUUUGUUGUAAAAUAAAAUGAAUAUUUCAAUUCUAAUACGAAAA